Messenger RNA from Acanthaster planci (crown-of-thorns starfish), 13419 nucleotides. RefSeq lists its product as uncharacterized. Gene Ontology annotation, molecular function: protein binding. The record is from RefSeq and is a predicted model, not a curated record. Lineage: Eukaryota; Metazoa; Echinodermata; Asteroidea; Valvatida; Acanthasteridae. Gene Ontology annotation, biological process: intracellular signal transduction.
GGUGUCUGUCAACAACACAACAGCGGGGGAUCAUGUAUGUUUAAUUUAUUGAUUGACUCUCGGCGCGGCUGACCAGUUCCCUAAAACCACCAUUGUUAAUCCCUGGCAUUCGUAGGGCUUCUUGCGGGUAAUUUCCCGUACAGAAAUGCCGAUAUGCGACUUGACUCGGUGUUUAUAGCAAGCUUUCAGCAGGGCCUACACAUAGGGUUUCCAGCUUGUUGAAACUACAUGUACAUGUAGUGUAGAACAUGGAGUUUUGCUGAACAUCAUAUCGGAAUGGUCCAAGCAUGGCCCGAGACAUUUCUACCUCCACGGUCCGAGGGUUCAUCUUCGUUAUUUUGACGCACCUAGCCCAUUCAGCAUUGUGCUGCCAUUAACAAGCACAAGGACCAGAGCCGUUGGGGACGAGUCGCAGUGAGGUAUGUGGAGGCCAUCUGAAGUUGCUUUCAACCUGAUGGCGCCAAGUCAACAAUCGUUGUCUCCAUGGUGAUGGUAUCCCCAGUCCCGGAUAUUGUGCAUUACCGGCUGUUGCUCUCUGAGCUGGAACGGCAUACACAUACUGAUGUAUGAAAAGGGAGAUGUAUUUUUCCACACGAGUGCUGGAGGAUGGUCAUUUGUCGAUGCAGAGUGAAACGGGGGGGAAAAAACUUGUGCAGUCGCUGAAGAGGCAGUUGCCUUGGAUACGCAAAGCUACAUCCGACGUGAUUGCAUUGAACUGAAAGAAUGAACCAGAAUGCGAUGGGAUUCUGCUUACUCUUCCUUGCUGGCAGUUGGUCGCUGUAACAAACAAUCAAUGAAAUAUGGGACGGACACUGCUCGGACUGGUUGGACAGAGCGGGAAUAGUUUAUGACUCGCAACCUGCGACACGGUGGUUUGUUUUGAUUUUUGUGCGGCCUGUCCUAGCAGUGAUAUUUAUUUGGCUGCUGAGCGUGGCGGCAUGCCAAAGAAGAUGGAUCCUCCGCCGAAACGACACCACCCUAGCCUGGCCGACCGGGUGACCGGUCGGGCCAAAGUUGUCACCUUCUUCAAGAGCGGUGACAGGAACUUCAAGGGUGUCCAGAUCCCGAUCCGCAAGAAGUACAACUUUAGCACGCUGCUGUCUGACCUGGACCGGGUCAGUAACUUUCCGUUCGGCGUGCGGCGCAUUGUGACACCCUCGGCGACCCACGACGUGACGGAACUAGAAGAUUUCGAGGACGGCAAGAUGUACAUCAUGGCCCCGACCAAGAAAAAACCCAAGCCACUGGACUUGGCUGGCAUUCAGGCCAGGCCUCCUUGGGCGCCUUCAAAGGCCCUGCCGGGCAGCGGCGCAAGCGGCGCCGAGGCCGAACUCAUCUCGCCGCGCAAGAUACCCGGUAACCACGCCAACGGCAACCUCCGGAGCUCUGAGUCCAUGCACCGGACGGUCAAGAAGUUGAUGGUGAUGCGCAACGGGGACCCCCACAGCAAGCACAUGAUGCUGCUCAAUCGGAACAAGAUCCCCUCUUUUGAGGCCUUCUUGACAGAUGUCGGUGAAAGCUUUCAGUUACCAGCACAGAAACUCUUUACCUCAGACGGCGUCAGGGUCGAGAGUCUGUCGGCCAUCUUCAAUGGCAGCGAGGACCUGUUUGUGGUUGGGACUGGGGUGGAAAAGUUCCGGCCCGGCAGCUACACGGAGAACUCACCGUUCAAGCCGUCAUCAAGACAGCGGGAGUCGUUGCGCAGAAAGUCCACAGACGAGAGUGACCAACCGCCCCAGAAGAUCAUUAAGAAAUCCAGGGGGAAGUUUCACAUGUGGGUCGCCACCAGCGAGAAUCCCUCGGCAGGCACGGAUGCCACGGUGUCCAUCACGGUCUAUGGUGACAAGGAGUCGGACGACAUUGUCCUGGGCUGUGGCAACGGCAAGUUUGAAUCGGGCAACGAGGACGAGUUCAAUAUCAACGUGGGCAGCAUCGGCGACAUCUACAAGAUCAGGAUUGGGCACGAUGACAGCACGGAGUUCGCCGGAUGGCUGUGCGAAGAGGUGCGGCUUCAAGAUGUGCACACCGGUGACGAGAUGGUCUUCCCCUGCGGCCGCUGGAUGUCACGCCAGGAAGACGACGGUCAGACAUGUCGUGAGCUCCCCGUUAUGGUGGACGGAAGCCCCGUGUUCCCAAUUGUCAGUUAUCAUGUGGCGGUUGUCACUGGCAACUAUUGGAACGCCGGUACCACCGCCAAGGUGUACAUAACCGUGUAUGGGGAGAGAGGGGACACCGGUCCACGGUUACUGCAUAAAACCAAGAGGGCCAAGAAAUUUGAGAAAGGAAAGACGGAUGUAUUCAACAUUGAGGCAGUAUCUCUUGGAAUGCUGAAGAAGAUUCUCAUCGGUCAUAACUCAACCGACCCAGAGGAUGGCUGGUACCUGGAAAAGGUGGUCGUCAAAGAUCACAAGGGCUCCAGUCUGGAGUCUGUCUUUCCCUGCCACUGUUGGCUGGAUGCGACGCUCGACGAGGACGGCAAGACCAGCAGGGAGAUCUACGUCAGCAACAAACCCACCAAUUUGGAAAAAGAAAUGUGGGAGCAGGAGAAGUGGAAGUUUAAGCCUAGCAACCAGAUGGUCUUCAUCAGCAAAGGAUCCGGGAAAGCCGUACAGAUCAAGGCAGACGGUUCCGUGGAGGCAACUGCUGACCCGUAUUCCCUCCCCAAAACAGCAAUAUUUGAAGCGCAGAAGGUAAAACCCAAUGUCCACAUCAUCAGCAGCGUUGCAAACCCAGAGCACUGUAUUACAAUGGACUCCAACAAGAUAUCCAACAAGGGGAAGGGAAACGAACUGAAGCUGCGCGUUCAGAUGGAUAGGAGCAUCGUCAUUGAGACGGCCAAGAAUUCAUCCCAGCUGUUGACGUUUGGCCAAACAGGGAAGCCAGGCGACGUGCGGGGUCCGGCGUUGGGUCCAAACCGGCAGUUCUUCUGCUACGUCAAGGGCAUGUUCCGAGACGAAGGCAUUACGAUGUUCUACACCUCCCGCAUCCAGACCCUGACGGUCACGCCCGACCGGUCGUGCCGCGCCACAGGUCAGAGGUCGGAGGAAGCCUACUGGAGGAUACACAAGGUUGGGGAUAGCGGCUCCGUACGGAUGUUGGAGAGCCUGUCCCAACCCGGAAGCUUCCUCCGAAUCAAAGACGGACACUGUGACGUGCAGGGAUCCGGAGACAACUGUUGUCACUUCAAAGUCCUGCGAGUGAAGGAUAAGGGAUACGUGAGCCUACAGUCAGUUGAAAGCGCCGAUGUGUGCGUCGGCUUUGUUCCUGACGGGAAUGUCAAACCAACCGUGGAUACAGGAGAAGACAACGUGAGACUCUAUCCUCACGUCAUCCAGUUUGGGACCAAGAAGUCGGUUGUCACUCCAACCCCACCGACCUCUGCCAAGCCUGCUGUCAACAGGAAGAAGCGUGUGCUGAACAAGCAGUCCAAUGGGAACGCCAAGAAGACGGCCGCCCUGCCUCUCACGCCGACGCCCACCCCCUCGCCCCCGGUCCGAGAGAAAUCCGUCUACGAUGAUGGGGACUGGAAGGUGUGGGUGAAAACGGGCAAGGCGGGCACCAAGGCUUCGGUGGUCCUGGUGGUGUACGGGGAGGAGGGAGUCUCACAGCCCUUCACCCUCGGCAAAGGAGGCAAGGAACUCUUCAAGGCAGGAGAGGAGAACGAGUUCAAGGUCAACGUGCUGAGUGUGGGUGACAUCUACAAGAUUCGGAUUGGCCUGGACACGACCAGCAAGAAAGCAGCUUGGAGACUUGAUCAGGUCAAAAUGAAGGACAUGAUAACAGAAGAGCAACUGCUCUUCAAAUUCAAGAAUCGCUGGUUGUCGCCCAACGAAGAUGACGCAGACGUGUGGCGGGAGUCGGCUGCCGUCCGACCUGGCGGGAAACCACUGCCGAUCAACAAGUACAGCGUCCAAGCGAGAACGGGAAGCGAUGUGGGCUCCUCGACUGAUGCCAACGUGUAUCUCUGCCUCUACGGGGAGAAGGGAGACACGGGCAAGAGGCAACUCAUCAAAUCCAACCAUGCGGAGAAGUUCCAGGAAUCACAGACUGACAUGUUUGAGCUGGAGGCCGUGACGGUGUUGACCCCAACCAAGGUCGUAGUGGGGCAUGAUGGGAAGGGCCCCGGGGCAGGCUGGUUCCUGGACGAGGUGGUCAUCAAGGAGGCCAAGACUUCUAAAACGGAAUAUGUGUUCCCAUGCAACAGGUGGUUGGACGAGGGACAAGACGACAAGCUGAUCGAAAGAGAACUGGAGUUGGGAGAAGUACGGGAAAUUCAACCCCACGAAUGGCAGGUGUACGUGACCACGGGCAGUGACAAUUCCGCAGGGACCACAGCCAUGGUGACCCUGGUGGCCUACGGGGACAAGGACAAGACGGAGGUGGCGCUGAUUCCCAAGGGGGACAACGGCUUCCGGCCGGGAACCACCCAUGAUUUCAGGGUGUAUCUUGGUGACAUCGGCCAGCUCUACAAGAUCCGCAUCGGCCACGACAAUGCCGCCAAGGACGCCAGCUGGUACCUGAAGACGGUGCGCAUGCUGGACCUCAACGAGCUGACCGAGAUGGAGUUUGCCUUCGACCGCUGGCUGUCGGAGAAGCACGACGACCUGGACGUCUGGCGGGAGCUGCCGGCUGUCGUCGCCGGAAAGAAACCUCUGCCAGUGACCCGAUACUACGUCCAGGUGUACACCAGCAGCGAGGAGAACGCCGGCACGGAGGCCAGCGUCUACCUGCAGCUGGCUGGCAAGAAUGGUGACUCGGGCAAGCGCCGCCUGGUCCGCUCCAAGAACAACAAGGACCGGAAGUUCCUGGCUGGCCAGAUGGACGUCUUUGAGAUCGAGGCCGUGUACCUGGGCCGCCUGCAGCGGGUCACCGUGGGGCAUGACGGAAAGGAGGCCGGCCAGGGCUGGUUCCUGGAGAAGGUGGUCGUCAAGGAAUCCAAGAACGCCAAGAACGAAACGCUCUUCCCUUGUAAAAAGUGGUUGGAUGCGGGGCAGGACGAUCAGAAGAUAGAGAGAGACUUGACACCGGCUAAACCAACAUCAGCACCCAAUCCAGUAACAUCUGAAUCUGCCGCGAGUAAGACAGACAGCAUCACCAUCUCCUGGAAGCCACCCACCUCCGGAAAGGUCACGGGUUACCGGGUGACCUGUGACCCGCCGGAUGCGCCGGCCUCCGAGGUCAUCAUCACGGACGCCAAGACAACCAAGGCAGAGUUUGGCGGUUUGAUUCCCGGCAGGGCCUACCAGUUUGACAUCGUGACGAUCAACACCGACCUGGAGAGCGAUAAAGUCUCCCUGAAAACCAACGCCAAGCCCAAUGCGGUUCUUGACGCCGCUCUGGAGAGCACCGUAGACGCCGUCAUUGUGUCCUGGACCCACCCGCAGGGCGAACUGUCCGGCUAUAAGGCUCGCAUAUCCCCUUCGGAUGCCAAGAAGUCGGUGGUGAAGAUCAAGGACCCCAGUAAGACCAGGACGGAGUUCGUGGGGCUGGCGCCGGCCAAGCAAUACAAGGUGGACGUGGUGACAGUCAGUGGGGAAGUGGAAAGCGAAAAGGUCACGCUACAAGAAACGACAAAAAUGCCAGAAAUCCACGUUCUCAAGGUACCCAACGCGGAGGCCACCAAGGCCACCAGCGAGUCCCUGGCCGUGUCCUGGACCAAGCCGGAGGGAGAUGUCACUGGCUACCGGCUGGCCAUCCUGCCAGCCGAGGGCGCCACGCCCGACCUCAAGUUGGACGGCGCCGACAAGACCACGGCCGAGUUCAAAGGGCUGUCGCCGGGCCAGGAGUACACGGUGGAAGUCUACACGGUGUAUAAGGAACAAGAGAGCGAGAAAAUGACUCUCACAGCCAGAACAGACGCUCAAAGCAACCAACCCAAGGACCCAACUGCAUCCAGCACCCCGACUACCAUCAGUGUUUCCUGGACCAAGCCAGAAGGCACGGUGACCGGCUACCGGUUGCUCUGCACACCAGCCGAUAGCGAGACAUCAGAGAUCAUGAUAGACAACGGGGAUACGACCACGGUGCAGGUUGAUGGGUUGACUCCUGGCCGGCAGUACGAGCUGGAGAUCUACGCACGUAAUGGCGACGUAGAGAGUAACAAGACGACUUUAUCCCAAAGAACAAAGCCCAGCGAAGUUCUGGAUGCCCGCAUCGAGUCAAGCAGCACAGAUACUGUCAAUCUCGCUUGGACUAGACCUGAGGGCGAUCUAACUGGUUACCGCAUCGAGUACCAACCAGUCAGCAAGGAGGAAACCGACAGACAGGACAAACCGGCUGACGGGCACGAUGAACUGGUGGACCACCGCGAUAAACCAGUUGACGACCAGGAUAAACCAGUUGACGACCGGGAUAAACCAGUUGACGACCAGGAUAAACCAGCCAGUGGCCAAACUGCAGAUAGUCAGACUGUAUCCGUUGACGGCGCUGAUACAACCAACUGUGAAGUAACUGGUCUGACACCCGGCCAGAGAUAUCUCUUCAACAUCGUUACCGUCAGUGAACAAGAAGAGAGCGAGAAAGUGUCCGUCAACUGCACAACAAAGCCGCUGCCUGUGUUGGAGCCCAAGACGAACAGCACAACAGAGAGUGUGACAGUUGGGUGGUCAGCUCCCGACUGCCAGCUCACGGGAUACCGUGUGGUGUGCCGUCUUAAAAACUCUGAUUCCCAGGAGGCAAAGGGAGGUGAGGAGGGUCAGUCCAACGAGAUGCCAGAGAAAACAGACCAACCCAAGGCAGAAGACCCAGCCGACAGUCCAGCCAAUGAGAAACCAGAGAGAAGUAACGAACCCAAAGAGACAGAGGACCCAGCGUCCAGUGAUCCCGGCAACGAGGGUUCUCCUGCUGAUGAAACAGCUCCCUCUAGUGUUGAGAAAUCGCCUGCCAAUGCCAGUCUGUCAACAGAGGGCAGCAAGCAGGUUGUCGAGGAGAAGAAGGUUGAGGCAGAUGUAAAUGAGGUGGAGUUCACCGGAUUAACUCAAAUGACCGAGUACUCGUUUGACAUCUAUACCGUCUGCAGUGAUGUGGAAAGUGAAGCUGUCACAGUCGAUGAAAAAACAAAGAGAGUCAAGCUUCCUACACAGGGUGAAUGGAAGCUGUGGAUAUCCACCGACGAAGACUCCAAGCCACCUCACAACGCUCGUGCUCACAUCGUCGUCUACGGCGAGAAGGGCAUGUCACCUCCUAUAAUGCUGACUGAGGAAGAGGAACAUGCGUACUUCCAGGCCGGAAACACGGAUGAAUUCAAGAUCAGUGUUGGUGACAUAGGAGACAUCUACAAGAUUCGCAUUGGUCACGAUGACGACACCGAAUGGCAGGGUUGGCACCUGAAGCAGGUGAAGAUGGUGGACCAGCAUUCGGAGGAGGAGUUGGUGUUUGAGUUUGACCGCUGGAUGUCACGGCAGGAGGACGACUUUGACGUCGUGCGCGAGCUGCCGGCUGUCCGGGAGGGUCAGGAGACACUGUCAGUCAAUGUCUACCGCGUCUGUGUAUCCACUGGGGAUCACUGGGCAGCCUUCACGGAUGCUAAGAUGUGGGUUGUUCUUCACGGUGAGCGCGGCGACACAGGCAAGAGAGUCCUGUACCAGUCGCUGAAUAAUCCUGUCAAAUACAUGAAAGGACAGAUGGAUGAAUUCAAGGUGGAGGCAGUGUCAUUGGGCGAGGUGUCUAUGGUGGAAAUCGGACAUGACGGCGUGGGCUAUGGUGCCGGCAUUUUCAUCGACUCUGUUACCGUCCGCGAAAGCGAGGCGGCGGACAAGGAGUACCUGUUUGCAUGCCACAGCUGGCUGGACGACCACAUGGAAGACAGACAGACAAGCAGACAGCUCCAACUACUCGGUGUGCGGCCAAUUGUAUCCGACAGUAACGAUGAGCCAACCCAAGACUCUGCGGACACUAGCUGGAAGGUCAUAGUUCAGACCAGCGACCUCGAGAAUGCAGGGACUACGUCCAACGUCUACCUGACUGUGUUUGGAGACAGCGGCCGAUCCCCGAGUCACACCCUGCAGGGGAAGACACUGGACACCAACACUGAGCAGGAAUUUGAUGUUGAUUUGGGUGAUAUCGGGGAGGUUGCCAAGAUCCGUCUGGAGCACGACAACUCUGGUGACAGCCCAGCUUGGCACGUGCAGCAGGUGCGACUGGUCCACGCGGCUAAGCCUGAGCUGGUGUUCCAAGUCAACACCUGGCUGUCGUCCGACCAGGGCGACAAUCCCAGCACCGUAAAGGAGGUGGCUGCCAUCAGGGCCGGUGUGGAUCCCCUGCCAGUGGUGAAUUACACAGUGCAAGUCCAAAUCAGGGAAGAUCCGGAUAGCGCAUCGACAAACCCCGACCUCUCCAUAGCGCUGGCGGGCGAGGCAGGAGAGAUGGCUAAAUGGGAACUGAUCAGGACAGGCAAGCCAGUCUGCGAAGAUGGCAAGGUCAAGGUGGACACUUUCAGUUUUGAUGCCGUUUCUGUGGGCCAGUUGGAGCGGGCCAUUCUGAGCAUCAGCUCCAAAGAAAAGCAAGACACCUGGUUCGUGGAGAAGGUCACCGUCCGAGAGGGAAAGUACGCCACGACUCGCGGCGUCUUCCCUUGCAAGAUGUGGUUCGGAAAUGCAAUCAUUGGCGAGGACGGAAGCACAGUCCUCCAGACCGAUCUAAAACCUGAAGGGGAGGAGGUGGUUCCUAAAGACAAGGAAGGGAGUGAGGAGGAUGACGGAGAGUCUUCAUCCAAGGGCAGAUGGACCGUCUGGAUCACCCCUGGCCAAGACGAUGGAAUGGGCACGGAUGCCAACCUCUCCAUACAGGUGUACGGGGAGAAGGGAAGGAGUGAGGUCAUCCCAUUGCGAGCUGAGGGGGAUGACAAGGCAAAGGAGGACAAUGAGGGGCAAGGAGCUGAUGAGAGGAAGGCAACGCCUAGCAAGGAGAAUGAGGCUGAGACUGAUGAGAGUGCUGAUAAGGCUGAGGAGAAUGGAGAUGGGGUGCAAGACCUAGCCUUCUCUCCAGGCUCUACCAAAGAGUUUGAUAUUGACGUAGGAGAGAUUGGACCAAUCUACAAGAUCCGUCUCUCGUUGGACUCCUGUGACAUGAAAGAUGAUACGCCAAGCAUCUUCUUGGACAAGGUGAAAAUGAAAGACAAGGGCACAAACCAAGAGUUCCACUUCUUCAUCAACCGUUGGCUCUGCUGCCCUGACGACACCAAGCUUCUGCCCACUGAAGCCAGCCCUGUGGAGGCCCCAGAGCCCGGGGCAAAACAAGAGGAUAAGAGCGGCAAGAAAUCCGAGGAGAAACCGGGUGAUGAGAAGAAGACGACCUCCAAAGCCGGGAAGACAAAGGACCACAAAGAGGAGAAAGUCGAGGAUAAGAAGCGAGAGGAAGAGGCAGACAAGGAAGAUGACGAAACGAAAGAUGAAGCAACAGAGCAGAUGCAGAAGACUCAAGCCGGAGAUGAAGCAGUAGAUUGUUACUUAGAGCUGCCAGCCAUCAGGCCAGAUAUACCUCCUCUACCAGUGCUUACAUACGAGUUGUCAGUGCGCACCGGCGACAAGGGGGCUGCCUCGCUAAGUGACGUCAUCUACGCCACGGUGUAUGGAGCCAGAGGGGACACCGGCUGCCGGAUACUACGCAAGUCCAACAACCCAGUCAUGUUCAAGCAAGCACAGGUUGACAUAUUCGCCAUAGAGGCCGUCGACAUUCUGAGACCUUCCAGCAUCACCAUAGGCCAUCACUCAGAAGGGUUUGGGGCCGGCUGGUAUCUUGACACCGUCACACUGAAGCAGUCGGCACUGGCUACUACUCAAUACGUCUUCCCUUGCAAACGGUGGAUGGAUACCGGCGUGGAUGACCGCAAGCUGGAGCGCACCCUCCCCCUACUCGGCGAGGUGGCCUGUCCCCCAUCCACAACCCCCGACACCAAAGGCCUGUGGCAGGUCAGAGUGAAGACCAGCGACCAGCCCGAUGCAGGCAGCACGGCUAGAGUGUGCCUGGUCGUGUACGGCGAGAAAGGGCAACGCUCCACACAUCGACUAGAGAGAGAGGCGUUCCAACCAGGAUCGGAGGAGGAAUUUGAGAUAAAUGUCGGAGACAUUGGAGCAAUCAGCAAGAUCCGUCUCCAGCACGACAACUCAGGUGAUAGCCCUGCCUGGCAUGUCAAUUCCGUAGGGAUGAAGGACGUUGAUUCAAACGAGGAGCUAGACUUCAGGUUCGAUUGUUGGCUGGCCCGGGACCAAGGCGACGGCCAGCUAUGCCACGAAGUCCCAGCUACAAGAGAGGACAAGGAUCCCUUGCAAGUUUAUAACUACCAGGUCAAAGUUCACACCGGUGACCUAGACAACGCUGCGACAGAAGGCGCAAUUCACAUGACCCUACAGGGCUCUAUAGGGGACAGCGGCGAGCGGCUGCUGACGACUUCAAACAACAGUCAGAAGUUUGGAAAGGGACAGGUGGAUAUGUUCACAGUACAGGCUGUAGACCUCGGGAAAGUUCACACCAUCACGGUGCGUAACGAGUCCACUGAGCCGUCCCAGGCCUGGUAUCUGGACAGGGUCGUCGUCAAGACAUCGCCCAAGGCCGAGCGGGAGUACGUCUUCCCGUCCUCGCGCUGGAUCGGGCCGGUGGAUCCAGAGAGUGACGAGCUGAAAGCAGCUGAGAAUGACGCGGAGUUGCCCGUACAAGAAAAAUGGAAGUGCACUGUCCAAACCAGCGACCUCCCAGAGUGUGGGACUGAUGCUUCAGUGUCGCUGGUCGCCUACGGUGACAGGGGCGUGUCAAAGGUCAUGUCACUGACCAACGGGCAGGAGGGCAACUUUAAGCCCGGCAAGAGCACCGUGUUUGAGUUGGAGCCCGGUCCUUGUAUCGGUGACAUCUACAAGAUAAGAGUGGAACUGGACGACGGCAAGGAUAAAUCCUGGCACUUGAAACAGAUUGACCUGCAAGAUUGUUUCUCGGACGAGAGCUUGACGUUCGAGUACAACGGAUGGCUGUCCCGCAUUCAGAACGAAGGGAAGGGAGACGUCAUCGCCGAGAUUCCAGCGUUGAGGCCUGGCGAGGAACCGUUGCCCAGUGUCAUGUACUAUCUGCAAGUCUUCACUGGUGAGGCCGAGGAUGCGGGGACCGACUCAGAAGUUUCAGUCACGCUGUUUGGCGAAAGAGGGGACAGUGGCAGGAGACUUCUCAACAAACCCAGGGAUGGCGAAAAGGCCUUUAAUGAGCCCCAAAAGACGGAUAUCUUUGACCUAGAAGCCGUGUCUCUCGGCAGCAUUAACAAAGUCCUGAUCCACAAGGCGUCGGGCAGGGCGUGGUACCUGGACCGACUCAUCAUCAAAGAAGGGGAGUUUGCUGCCGCGGAGACAGAGUUCAAACACGAAGGCUGGUUAGGCAGCAAGGAGAACCCAGACCAGGCAGUAGAUACUGAGUUGGUACCCACCACUGAAAGACCCAGCAACACUGUAGCUCCAUUACCUGAGGGUCAGGAACCAGUCCAAUCCAAGGGCAACUGGAAGGUUUUUGUCACCACGGGCGAGGCAGAGACUGCUGGUACAGAGGCUAACAUGACCGUGACGGUGUGUGGGUCAGAGGGCACCAGCCAGCCCAUGCCCCUAGCGCAGGAUGGUCAACCGACCAAGAUGGAGCCUGGACAGACUCAGGAAUUUGAGGUGAAUGUGGGUGAAGUUGGUCACAUCUACAAGGUGCGGCUGGAGCACGACGGAACCACCCAGGAGUCCGACUGGUUUCUGGAAAAGAUCAAGAUGAACGACGUCGACACCAAGGCCGAGUUCAGCUACACCGUCUCUCGCUGGCUGUCCAGGCAUCAAGACGGUUGCAACCGAGUCAUCGAGAUCCCUGCAAUCUGGCCCGAAAAGCCCAUACCCGAGGUUGUAAAAUACAAAGUCCAAGUUUUGACCGGUGACUUGGACGGUGCAGACACCCAGGCCGACGUCUACCUCACCCUGAGGGGCGAACACGGCGAAACGGGCCGGAGAGACCUGGUCAGAGACCCAGGGGACCCGACGGCAUUCAGCAAAGGGCACACGGACAAGUUCACCGUGGAAGCCGUAUCACUGGGAAGAAUCGACAAGUGCGUCGUGGGACGUGACGGAGACCAACCAGAGUCAGGUUGGUUUUUGGAUAAGAUCAUAGUGAGCAAAUCUGGAGAAGAGUCUGGGGGAGUCACCUUCCCGUGCAACAGGUGGCUAGCCGCGGACAAGGGCGACAACGCCACGGAAGUUGAGCUGGACCCACUCCCGCUGAGCGAGGGUGCUGGGGAUGGCGCAGGGGAUGGCUCUGCGGAUGCCCAAGCCGACGCGGGGCAGGAGGGAGAAGAGGCGAAGGCCGACCGAGCUCAAGACGACGAGGCAGAAGAUGGCGAGGCACAGGAGAAAGAUGAUGACGGCAAGGCUCCAGAAGGACAAGACGAGAAGAAAGAUGACCAGUGAUUGCUAGCAGGGAAAGAGAUGUUUAAUUCACCGGAGGAGUUUAGCAGUUGCAAAGCUGAUAUUCUGGGCUGAUCGCUUUAUCACAAUGGGUAUAAAUGAGGUUUUUUAGAUCGUGUAAUUCUGUUGCCUCUUGAAAGCUCUUUCCAUCCUCGUGUGAACGUCGCGUGAACAAAGUUGCACUUUAAAAAAGUGUGCAUUGGUGAACGUUAGUAUUAAACUAAAAUGAGAAGUGUAGAGUACGUCAUCAAAAAACUCAAAUUAACCUCCAAACAAGAUGGUAGCAAAUACAAUUUGACAAGUUCUGAGAAUUAAUUUUGACUGUGUCCGUCUUCAGUGCUUUCAUCAGGGGGCACCUUUGAAGUCUCUGCGAAAUCUUUUACACAAACUUCGUUUGGAAAGAAUUACUUUACCUCGACCGAUGAUGAUUGUAUGUGUGUUUGCUGUGAAAAAAAAAUCACGUCUGAUACGUAAUGUUGCUUUUCUGAAAGCCAAGUUUUUCAUUCUGAUUUUGCAUUGACAUGUUGUUUUGGAGAGCACUGCCGUCCACGUAUGAAAUUCUCUGUGCAAUAUAUCUGACUGUACUGCAGUUUUCAAGUAGCACUCGUAUCUAUGUGUAAGACGUUAGGUUCUGUUGUUGGGUCGGAAGGACUUGAGCAAAUGACCGGUUUGCUUAACAUAGAAGUUAUAGCUGUGCAGGAAAAUACUUAUAGAGAUGUAUGCGUUAUAUUUAUGAAAAACGAAAAAUAAAAGUAAGUUUCUCAAUUUUUUUUUUUUUUUUUGGGGGGGGAGAAGGGAAUCACAUACUGUGCAUUGGCAUCUGAAAAAGACAAGGCAAGGAAGCAAUCCUAAUUUGUACCCCACAUUUAAACCUCAGCGAUCCUAUCUUGUUACAUUUUUAACCACACUGCAUUUAAGCUUUUUAUAUUUAGUCAAGUUUUUAACUGUUUAAUAAGAGAUACGCAAGAAACGUUUGGCACCUACAGUCCAAAUGAGUUCCUUCAUCGUU